AUGGAAGCCUUUUAUUUACAACCGCAACCCACAGUUUGGAAUGGAAAUACUUCUGGCAGUACUUCUCUCGAAAAAAAAAAUCAAAUAACCACCAUUAGUGUUUUUGUUUAUUUAUUUUCAGCCUGCUUUGUGAUUCUUACUGUGUCUGGAAAUCUGAUAGUCAUUAUUUCUAUUUCUCAUUUUAAACAACUCCAUACUCCAAGUAACGUUUUGGUGCUGUCUCUUGCUGUUGCGGAUUUCUUCAUAGGGAUCUUUUCAUUCCCUUUUCUAGCAAUCAAGACCAUUGAAAAUUGCUGGAAUUUUGGUGAUAUCUUUUGCUUUGUGUAUAAUUUGAUUGGGCUUUCACUGACUUCAGUAUCUAUUAGCAAUUUGGUUUUUAUUGCGGUUGAUCGUUACUUUGCUGUUUGCGAUCCUUUACUGUAUUCAACUAAAAUAACUGUUUAUGUUGCUUCUGUUUUCACAGCUAUUAGCUGGCUCUUCUCUUUGUUGUACACAUUAAUAAUUUUAAAUUUGAAUGAAAUCGGCACCCUAGGAGGAGAUGAGGGUUGUCGAAAUGACUGCUUUGUUAUAUUCAGUGCUAAUUUUGUAAUAAUUGAUUUGUUAGUCACAUUUAUUAUGCCUUAUUCUCUGAUGAUUUCUCUGUAUUUAAAUAUUUUCAUAGUAGCAAGAAGACAUGCAAGAGCGAUCAGGUCAAUGGAGCAAAAUCAAAACUGCAUGGUAGGAAUUAAAAAAAAUAUUUCUACAAAAUCAGAAAGAAAAGCAGCUAAAACAUUAGGAAUUGUAAUGGCUGUUUUUGUCUUUUGCUGGGUACCGUAUUAUAUCUGCUACCUCAUAGACUCAUUUCUAAACAUUUCUGCGCCUGCUGUAGUAAAGAAUGUUCUUGUAUGGCUGGCUUAUUUUAAUUCUAGCUUGAACCCUGUUAUUUAUGCAUUCUUUUAUCCCUGGUUCCAAAAAUCUUUAAAGCUUAUUGUUACAUGUGAGAUAUUUGCUCCCGCCUCUUCUCUGAUAAAUUUGUUUGUAGACUCUUAAUAAAAAUGUCUGAAUAUUUC
Molecule: messenger RNA, 1049 nt
Organism: Erpetoichthys calabaricus (reedfish)
Lineage: Eukaryota; Metazoa; Chordata; Cladistia; Polypteriformes; Polypteridae
Product: trace amine-associated receptor 13c-like
Exons: 1
Coding region: 1-1029 (342 amino acids)
Biological process (GO): G protein-coupled receptor signaling pathway
Cellular component (GO): membrane
Molecular function (GO): trace-amine receptor activity
Source: RefSeq, a predicted model, not a curated record